ACACCCCCUGGUUUGCCUCAAGGACCUGGCGGACCUCCGCAGGGCGGCGGACCUCCUCAAGGACCUGGCGGACCUCCGCAAGAUGGCGGACCACCUCAAGGCGGUGGACCUCCUCCGGGUGGUGGACCUCCUCAAGGCCCCGGCAGACCACCACCUAUGGCUCCUCUCGGCGCACCAGGCAUCGUCGCCGGACGAACCAAAGUCCGCGCACCCAAUGUUUUUGACGGAGACCGCGACAAUCUACACACCUUCCUCAAUGAACUCUUCCUGUUCUUCGAAGCACGUCCAGCCGACUACGCCACCGACCAGAGCCGCAUCGUCACCGCCCUAACGUUCAUGGACAGACCGAAAGUGAUCGCCUGGAAAGACGGAUACAUCGCCCAAGCCCGACGAAACGGCUGGAACACCUGGAACACGUUUGAGACUGUCUUACAACAGACCUUCCAGCCCAUCGAGGAAGCCGCUACGGCCGCCUCUAAGCUG
Messenger RNA from Dichomitus squalens LYAD-421 SS1, 483 nucleotides. RefSeq lists its product as uncharacterized. The annotation marks the transcript as partial. The record is from RefSeq and is a predicted model, not a curated record. The transcript has a single exon. Lineage: Eukaryota; Fungi; Basidiomycota; Agaricomycetes; Polyporales; Polyporaceae.